Molecule: messenger RNA, 1912 nt
Organism: Dromiciops gliroides (monito del monte)
Lineage: Eukaryota; Metazoa; Chordata; Mammalia; Microbiotheria; Microbiotheriidae
Product: tigger transposable element-derived protein 6-like
Cellular component (GO): nucleus
Molecular function (GO): DNA binding
Source: RefSeq, a predicted model, not a curated record
CUUGGACUAGAUGAUCUCUAAGAUUCUCUUCUAUUUCUACCAUUCUGAAAUUCUUCUUAUUAACUAUAAAAUUGCUUUCAGCUGAAUAGUUGUUUCAUACUGAAUUUUCUCUUUCCCACGUUCACAGUCUAACUAUUAGCACAAGGAGAAACGUGACUGUGGUACGUGGAUUAGGUGCAUGGUGGUGGCUGACACUGUCACUUAAAUCACAAAAUAUAUAUACACGAUCUAUCCAACCUGCCUCCAUGGCUAAGCGAGGAAAGUUGAGACACCGCCAGUUUUCAUUGGAAGAGAAGAUGAGAGUGGUAGAAGCAGUAGACACUGGCCGAAAGAAAGGAGAUGUAGCAAAGGAUUUUAGGACCACUCUAUCUAUUGACCAAGCCAAAAUUGAAGAGAAAGUGAAGAAAGGGAUACUGGCACCUAAACAAAAGCGAAUGAGAGGUGCACUUUAUGGCGACAUUGACUUAGCAGUGUUUGCAUGGUAUCAAGAUGUGCAAGCAAGGAAUGGCCCCAUCAGUGGUCCACUUGUUCGGCCAAAGGCCCUGGAUUUUGUUAGCCUUCUUGGUCACGAUGAGUUUCAAGCAAGUGUAGGCUGGCUGAACAGAUUUUGUGCACAGUAUGGAAUUGUAUUAAAGGUAGUCUGUAAUGAAGAAAAUACUCCCAUGGAAAAGAUAAAUGACUUGCGUGCAGGAGAAAUUAAGAAGCUAAUUGCUGACUAUAGCCUUGAUGAUGUUUUUAAUGCUGAUGAAACAGGUAUGCUUUAUCAGUUGCUGCCUCAUCAUAUACUCUCAGCCAAAGGUAAAAUUUCUAAAGGAGGCAAACAAAAAUUGAUAGCUCUUUUCUUUUGCAAUGCAUCAGGGACAGAAAAGAUGAGACCUCUCAUUGUUGGCAAGUCAGCUAAGCCACAUUGCUUUAGGAAUGCCCAUUUGCUCCCAUGUGAUUAUCAAGCUAAUACACAUGCUCGAAUGACACAGGAUUUAUUUAAUGAGUGGCUGAUAAAGGUUGAUGUGAGGAUGAAAGGAGCAAAACGCAAUAUCCUCUUGUUAAUUGACAAUUGCUCUGCUCACAACACAGUUCCCCACUUAGAACACAUCCGAGUUGAAUUUUUACCAAUGAACUGCACAGCCACCUUGCAACCUUUGGAUCAGGGCAUAAUACGCACUGUGAAAGUUCAUUACAGAAGCCAGCUACUGAAACAGCUUUUUCUCAAUCUGGAUGACCAGAACAAAAAUGAAAAAAUUAAUAUGAAACAAGCUAUUGACAUGAUUGCUGAAGCCUGGUGGUCUGUGGAACCAUCUACAGUAGUGAAGUGCUGGCAGAAAACUGGUAUGAUCCCAAUUGAGUCACCUGAUGUGGACCUGGAAGAAGAUCACAGGCCAAAUGUGGUAUUUCAAAAAAUAUGGCACUCAACAGCCACUGCCACUGGUGUCCCAGACCAAUUUGAUUUUGAAGGUUUUGUUGCCGCAGAUAACAAUUUGGUUGUUUCUCAAGAGACAGAGGACACAGAAAUUAUUGAAAGAGUACUUACUGAUAUAAAAAUGGAUCCCCAAAACGAUGGUGAACAUGAUGGGGCUGAAGAAAUGGAACGGUCACCUGUUACUCUUUCAGAAGCCAUAGCAAGUGUUGAAAGCCUAAGACACUUUCUUUCUAAUCAAACAGAUGUUCCGGAUGACAUGUUUGCACAAUUAAGUGGCAUACAUGAGUAUUUAGUGACCGAUGCGACAAAAACUGUUUUUAAAAAAAACAGCUGAAAUGCGGAUGAAUAUGCUUUCCAUUAAAUAAAGUGUGUAAUUAUUCCCUAUGACAUCUGUAAAAACAGAAGACCUAAUGAAUAAAAAUUAUUUGUUGUAAAUGACUGAAUAAGAAAUGUCUGUCAGAAUAUAAGAAUUAAUCUUUAAAUCUUAUUUCAUAA